AAAAAAAAGGGGAAAAAAAGAAGAAGAAGAAGAAAAAGUUUGCAAAUCUCCUGCUUCCCGUCUUGCUUUUGGUGGGGUUUUCUGGUUGCUCUUUUUUGUUUGUUUGUUUAGCGAUGGCAAAUUCCUUCACGGCCAGGACUUGGCCCAUCCCCUGAGCAAAGGCAGCUUGGACAUGACCGGCAGGCGAGGGAGGAGGAAUUUGGAUUCCCUUCGGAGGCGCCGACCCCUCCUCCGCCCGGUGCGAACAAGGCGGGGGGAGCCCGGCUCCGGCCGCUCACUCACCCCGCGGGGAGCCGGGGCUGGACCACUUUCUGCCGGGGAACGGCUCCGUGUACCCCCGCGCCUGGCUGCGACCCCACCGGCACCCGCCCCGCCCCGGCAAGCCGGGGAUGCAGCAUCUCCAGUACCGGGACGGAUCUCUGCUGCAAUGAUAUCUGAGCCUUGAUGUGAAGACCUCAACCAAAAGAUCAGCAGAGAGCGUGUGCUUCAGCCCUGAUAAUAGCAUUAACAAGCAGAACUUCACUGAAGUUCAAGACCAAGAGAAAAGAUGGGUGUGAAUUGGAACAUCUGCUACAUCUGCUUGUUCACUCUCAUGUUGCUUCCCAUGGUUACAGCAACCCAUUCCAACUGCAUCAUCAAGAAGGAGCAAGAGACUUGUCUGGAGAAAAUACGGAGGGCAGCAGCCCUGAACCCUCUCAAUGACUCUUCUCCAGGCUGCCCAGGAAUGUGGGACAACAUUACAUGCUGGAAGCCUGCAAGUGUGGGUGAAAUUGUCUUUGUCAAGUGUCCUGCACUGUUCAGAUUUAUCAUCUCUGAAGAUGGUUGGGAAGUCGAUAACUUGGGGCAAACCCAUGCAGGUGAUUAUGACCUGCUGGAAAGCACAGCCCAGUCUCCUCUAGGGGACAUCAGCAGAAACUGCACUGAAGAUGGCUGGUCUGAGCCUUUUCCUCAUUAUUAUGACGCCUGCGGCUUCGAUGAAAAUGAAACAGAGUCUGAUAACCAGGAUUACUACUAUCUUUCUGUGAAGGCUCUGUACACAGUGGGAUACAGCACUUCUCUUGUUUCCCUCACCACUGCCAUGGUUAUCCUGUGUCGUUUCAGGAAGCUUCACUGCACGCGAAAUUUCAUCCACAUGAACCUCUUUGUAUCAUUCAUCCUCCGUGCAAUAUCUGUAUUCAUUAAAGACGGGGUCCUUUAUGCUGAACAGGAUGGCAACCACUGCUUUAUCUCAACAGUGGAAUGUAAAGCAGUGAUGGUGUUUUUUCACUACUGUGUCAUGUCCAACUACUUCUGGCUUUUUAUUGAGGGACUGUACCUUUUCACUUUAUUGGUAGAAACUUUUUUCCCAGAAAGGAGAUAUUUCUACUGGUACACUAUUAUUGGCUGGGGUACCCCAACCAUUUGUGUCACUGUCUGGGCAGUGCUGAGACUUCACUUUGAUGAUACUGGCUGCUGGGACAUGAAUGACAACACUGCCCUGUGGUGGGUCAUCAAGGGUCCUGUGGUUGGAUCAAUCAUGAUAAACUUUGUGCUUUUCAUUGGCAUAAUUGUGAUACUUGUGCAGAAACUCCAGUCACCUGAUAUCGGGGGCAAUGAAUCCAGCAUUUACUUCAGCUGCGUUCAGAAAUGCUACUGUAAGCCUAAGAGGGCUAACCAGCACUCUUGCAAGAUGUCAGAACUAUCAACCAUUACCCUGAGGCUGGCUCGCUCUACGCUGCUGCUUAUCCCCCUGUUUGGAAUUCACUACACGGUGUUUGCUUUUUCCCCUGAAAAUGUCAGUAAGCGGGAGAGACUAGUGUUUGAAUUGGGACUGGGAUCUUUCCAGGGAUUUGUUGUUGCUGUUCUCUAUUGUUUCUUGAAUGGGGAGGUGCAAUCAGAAAUAAAGAGAAAAUGGAGGAGCUGGAAAGUCAACCGGUAUUUUGCUGUGGAUUUCAAACAUCGUCAUCCUUCUCUAGCGAGCAGCGGAGUGAACGGGGGGACACAACUCUCCAUUCUGAGCAAGAGCAGCUCUCAGAUUCGGAUGUCCAGCAUAAAUGCGGAGAACUUGGCAACAUGAGCAGCUAAGGGAACCCAAGCAACCCACGAGCAAACCAAAAAAUCCUCCCUUCAAAAAGAAACAAAAAAGAAAUCAUAGUUCUGGUGGAGGU
Dryobates pubescens (Downy woodpecker) is the source of this 2147-nucleotide messenger RNA. It is a transcript of the gene ADCYAP1R1, whose product is annotated as ADCYAP receptor type I. Gene Ontology annotation, biological process: cell surface receptor signaling pathway; adenylate cyclase-modulating G protein-coupled receptor signaling pathway. Bases 548 to 2056 code for a protein of 502 amino acids. Gene Ontology annotation, cellular component: plasma membrane; neuron projection. Gene Ontology annotation, molecular function: peptide hormone binding; G protein-coupled peptide receptor activity; vasoactive intestinal polypeptide receptor activity. NCBI's taxonomy places the organism in Eukaryota, Metazoa, Chordata, Aves, Piciformes, Picidae. The transcript has 17 exons. The record is from RefSeq and is a predicted model, not a curated record.